Molecule: messenger RNA, 5716 nt
Organism: Cornus florida
Lineage: Eukaryota; Viridiplantae; Streptophyta; Magnoliopsida; Cornales; Cornaceae
Product: E3 ubiquitin-protein ligase KEG
Exons: 17
Coding region: 356-5290 (1644 amino acids)
Biological process (GO): protein phosphorylation; abscisic acid-activated signaling pathway; protein ubiquitination
Cellular component (GO): early endosome; trans-Golgi network
Molecular function (GO): protein kinase activity; ubiquitin-protein transferase activity; ATP binding
Source: RefSeq, a predicted model, not a curated record
GACGGAAGAAACGGGUUGGGGAGCAGGAGGUGCAAGUAGCCAACCAUAGAACCGAAGGAAAAGGGGUUGAAAACCCUUCUCAAAAGCCUUCUUCUCUUCUCUCGUCUCUUUCUCUCACUAAAAACCUCUCUUUCUCUCUCUACAUUUCUACCUAUUUUUCUGGAUUGAUUCUUAUAUAGAAAUAGUUUACCUCAUUCUUUUGAUGAAUUCCAUCAUGGAUCUACCAAUUCUGCUUCUCUCACUCUCAAUUUUCUCUCUCUAAGAUCUCCAUGAAUUUACUUCACCUGAUUGCAAUUCAUCGAUUGUUUGAGUUUGGAUUUGGAUUUGGAUUCGGAUUCGGUUGUGUAGAGAGAGAAUGAAGAUUCCUUGUUGUUCGGUGUGUCAGACUCGAUACAACGAGGAAGAGAGGUGUCCUCUGCUGCUUCAAUGCGGCCAUGGCUUCUGCAAGGAGUGUCUGUCCCGGAUGUUCUCGGAUUCCUCGGACACGACUCUCUCGUGCCCUAGGUGUCGACACGUCUCCGUCGUCGGCAACUCCGUGCAAGCUCUCCGCAAGAACUAUGCAAUUCUCGCUUUAAUCCACUCUUCGUUGAACUCUUCCUCGGCUUUUGACUGCGAUUUUACUGAUGAAGAUGAGGAGAACGACGAGGAUGAGCUUGAAGAUGACGAUGACGAGUCGAGGAGGAGGCGGAGGUGCAGCCGCCAGUCUCACACUUCGAGUUCCGGGUGCGGUGGUGGCGGCGGUGCGGUUAUUGAGCUCGCUUCGCACCAGGACUUGAGAUUGAUUCGGCUGAUUGGGGAGGAAAGGAAGGCUGGGGUGGAAACGUGGUCCGCUGUGCUUUCGGGUGGGCCAGGGCGGUGUCGCCACCGAGUGGCGGUGAAGAAGAUUGUGAUCAGGGACGACGAUGCGGAUUUGGUUUGGGUGCAGAAUCAACUUGAGAAUUUGCGGCGGGCGUCGAUGUGGUGCCGGAAUGUAUGCACUUUCCAUGGAGCUACAAGGACAGAGGAUUGUCUGUCCCUUAUAAUGGAUAAGUGUAGCGGGUCUGUCCACACGGAGAUGCAGCGAAAUGAAGGGCGACUCACUCUUGAGCAAAUUCUCAGAUAUGGGGCAGACAUUGCUCGGGGGGUAGCUGAACUCCAUGCAGCUGGUGUUGUUUGUAUGAACCUAAAACCAUCCAAUCUUCUCUUGGAUGCAAAUGGUCAUGCUGUGGUUUCUGAUUAUGGACUUCCAUUAAUUUUAAAGAAAACUGCCUGCCGAAAAGCACGGUUGGAGUGUGAUUCGUCAAGGCUUCAUUCAUGCAUGGAUUGUACAAUGCUCAGUCCGAACUACACAGCUCCAGAGGCGUGGGAACCAGUGAAGAAAUCACUGAAUCUUUUCUGGGAUGAUGCCAUUGGCAUAUCUGCGGAGUCUGACGCCUGGAGCUUUGGCUGUACACUGGUGGAAAUGUGCACUGGCUCUAUCCCAUGGGCUGGCUUAAGUUCAGAGGAAAUCUAUCGAGCUGUUGUCAAGGGUCGAAGACAACCUCCACAAUAUGCAAGUGUAGUAGGUGUUGGUAUACCAGGGGAAUUGUGGAAGAUGAUUGGUGAGUGCCUACAGUUCAAGGCGUCUAAAAGACCAACUUUUAGUUCGAUGUUAGCAAUAUUCCUUCGCCACUUGCAAGGAAUACCUCGGAGCCCUACUGCAAGCCCUGAUAAUGAAUUUGCCAAUUGCUCCGGGGCAAGUGUGACAAAGCCAUCUCCUUCAUCUAAUUUGGAGGUUUUCCAGGAUAAUCCAAAACUGCUACAUGGCCUUGUAUCUGAAGCCAAUGUGGAUGGCGUUAGGGAGUUGCUUGUAAAGGCUGCAUCAGGAAACAAUGGCAGCUUACUAUGCUCACUCUUAGAAGCACAGAAUGCUGAUGGCCAGACUGCCCUCCACCUGGCUUGUAGACGGGGUAGCGUGGAACUUGUUGAGGUCAUUUUGGAGUACAAAGAGGCAAAUGUGGAUGUUUUAGACAAAGACGGGGAUCCUCCUCUUGUGUUUGCUUUGGCAGCUGGAUCUCCAGAGUGUGUUCGUGCUCUUAUCAAAAGACGUGCUAAUGUCAGGUCUAGGUUGAGGGAAGGCUUUGGUCCAUCUGUUGCUCAUGUCUGUGCGUACCAUGGCCAACCAGAUUGCAUGCGUGAGUUACUGUUGGCUGGAGCUGAUCCAAAUGCAGUGGAUGAUGAAGGUGAAUCUGUCCUACAUAGAGCUGUUACCAAGAAAUAUACUGACUGUGCUCUUGUCAUAUUGGAACACGGGGGAUGUAAAUCGAUGGCUAUCUUAAAUUCCAAAAAUUUGACACCUCUGCACAAGUGCGUAGAAACAUGGAAUUUGACUGUGGUCAGAAGAUGGGUGGAACUUGCAUCCAUAAAAGAGAUUGCUGAUGCUAUUGAUAUACCAAGUCCGGUUGGCACUGCAUUGUGUAUGGCAGCUCCCUUAAAGAAAGAUCAUGAAGUUGAGGGCAGAGAACUGGUACGAUUGCUCCUUGCUGCUGGAGCAGAUCCAACUGCCCAAGAUACCCAACAUGGGCGAACAGCUCUGCAUACGGCUGCUAUGGUUAAUGAUGUUGAGUUAGUCAAGAUUAUUCUCGAUUCUGGAGUUGAUGUGAAUAUUAGGAAUGUGCACAAUACCAUACCUCUUCAUGUAGCAUUGGCCAGAGGUGCAAAAUCAUGUGUUGGAUUGCUAUUAUCUGCUGGUGCAAAUUGUAAUUUACAGGUCAUGAACGAUACAUCAAAAUGCGAGGAUGAUGAAGGUGACACUGCUUUCCAUAUAGCAGCUGAUUCAGCAAAGAUGAUACGUGAAAAUCUUGAAUGGAUUGUUGUUAUGCUUAGGUAUCCGGAUGCUGCUGUUGAAGUUAGGAAUCACAGUGGUAAGACAUUAGGUGAUUUUCUGGAGGCCCUUCCACGGGAAUGGAUUUCUGAAGAUUUGAUGGAGGCACUCAUGAAUAAGGGAGUUCAUUUGUCACCUACAGUUUAUCAAGUUGGGGACUGGGUGAAAUUUAAAAAAAGUGUGACAACUCCCACUUAUGGAUGGCAAGAUGCAAAACAUAAGAGUGUUGGUUUCGUGCAAAGUGUCCCUGACAAGGACUAUUUGAUUGUGUCGUUUUGUUCUGGAGAAGCUCGCGUUCUUGCAAAUGAAGUUGUAAAAGUUAUUCCGUUGGACAGGGGACAGCAUGUGCAACUUAGAGCGGAUGUCAAAGAGCCGAGGUUUGGUUGGCGUGGUCAAUCGCGUGAUAGCAUUGGAACUGUUCUAUGUGUUGAUGAUGAUGGGAUUCUACGGGUUGGCUUUCCUGGAGCAUCCAGAGGAUGGAAAGCUGAUCCUGCUGAAAUGGAGAGGGUGGAAGAAUUCAAGGUUGGGGACUGGGUUCGUAUUCGGCCCACUCUUACCAUGGCCAAGCAUGGAUUAGGAUCUGUAACACCUGGCAGCAUUGGUAUAGUGUACUGUAUUAGACCAGAUAAUAGUCUGUUGUUAGAAUUGAGUUACCUUCCAAAUCCUUGGCAUUGUGAACCUGAGGAGGUUGAGCCUGUUGUCCCAUUCAGGAUUGGUGAUCGGGUAUGUGUGAAGCGCUCGGUUGCAGAGCCCAGAUAUGCUUGGGGUGGUGAGACCCAUCAUAGUGUUGGAAGAAUAAGUGAGAUAGAGAGUGAUGGUCUCCUGAUAAUUGAAAUCCCAAAUCGCCCAAUACCAUGGCAAGCUGAUCCUUCUGACAUGGAAAAGGUGGAGGAUUUCAAGGUUGGGGAUUGGGUUAAAGUAAAACCUUCAGUCUCUUCUCCAAAAUAUGGAUGGGAGGAUAUCACAAGGAACAGUAUUGGAAUAAUUCAUAGUUUGGAAGAAGAUGGUGAUAUGGGGGUUGCCUUUUGCUUCAGGAGCAAGCCUUUUUGUUGUUCAGUAACAGACAUGGAGAAGGUGCCUCCUUUUGAAGUGGGACAAGAAAUUCAUGUGAUGCCAUCGAUAGUUCAGCCACGGCUUGGAUGGUCUAAUGAAACUCCUGCUUCUGUUGGAAAAAUUGUGAGAAUUGACAUGGAUGGGGCUCUAAAUGUUAGAGUUGUUGGUAGACUUGGCUUGUGGAAAGUUUCUCCUGGAGAUGCUGAAAGGCUUUCAGGUUUUGAAGUAGGUGAUUGGGUACGCUCCAAACCAAGCCUGGGGAACAGACCAAGUUAUGAUUGGAACAGUAUUGGGAAAGAAAGUCUAGCAGUUGUGCAUAGUGUACAAGAUAGUGGUUAUAUAGAAUUGGCAUGCUGUUUCCGUAAAGGGAAGUUGGUCACUCCUUACACAGAUGUUGAAAAGGUUCCAAGCUUCAAAAUAGGGCAGCAUGUUCGAUUUCGAGUUGGACUAGUUGAGCCAAGGUGGGGCUGGAGAGGGGCCAAGCCUGAUUCACGAGGUGUUUUAACCAGUGUUAAUGCUGAUGGAGAAGUGAGGGUGGCCUUCUUCGGUUUGCCGGGUUUGUGGCGAGGAGAUCCUGCAGAUCUGGAGACAGAGCAGAUGUUUGAAGUUGGAGAAUGGGUCAGAAUGAAAAACAAUGCAAAUAAUUGGAAAUCUAUUGAGCCUGGUAGCAUUGGAGUUGUACAAGGGAUUGUAUACGAUGGAGAUGAAUGGUGUGGAAAUAUCCUUGUUGGGUUUUGCGGGGAACAAGAAGGAUGGGUGGGGCCUACUUCCCAUCUUGAAAGAGUGGACAGGCUUAUAAUUGGCCAUAGGGUUAGGGUUAAAAGAUGCGUGAAGCAGCCACGGUUUGGGUGGUCGGGUCACAGCCAUGCUAGUGUUGGGACCAUAUCAGCAAUUGAUGCAGAUGGAAAACUGAGAAUGCAUACACCAGUUGGCUCAAAGGCUUGGAUGCUAGAUCCAUCUGAAGUGGAUCUGGUGAAGGAAGAAGAACUCUGCAUUGGAGACUGGGUUAGGGUUAGGGCAUUAGUUUCGACCCCAACUCACCAGUGGGGAGAUGUGAGUCACUUGAGCAUUGGGGUGGUGCACCGUAUAGAAGAUGGGGACCUCUGGGUGGCAUUCUGCUUCUUGGACAGACUGUGGCUUUGUAAGGCAGGGGAAAUGGAAAGAAUCAGGCCAUUUAAAGUUGGGGAUAUGGUGAGGAUAAGAGAGGGGUUGGUGAGCCCACGGUGGGGAUGGGGUAUGGAGACGCAUGCAAGCAAAGGUCAGGUGGUUGGUGUAGAUGCAAACGGGAAGUUGCGGAUUAAAUUUCAGUGGAGAGAGGGAAGGCCAUGGCUUGGAGAUCCUGCUGAUAUUGCUCUCGACGAGGGUUCAUCUGGUACGACAGAUACUUCACGAUAACAACACCCCUUCACAAAAUUUUCCUUUUCAGUUUGCUCCACAGCCUAUGUAGGCUUUGGCCCCUCAGCGCGUUGGAGAGGUGGGUGAGAAGCUGCUGCUGCUGCUGCGCUGGUCGAUCAAAUUUGCUGGACGCUAUACCAUUUUUUGCAGUGUACACAAAUGACAGGAUAUAUAUUUACUGUCAAUAAACACAAUGAGCACAGAGAGAUGGGAAGAGUGACGCAAAGGGGUGGGUUAGAACUGGGACUGUGUUACUAACGGUGACGAAUUACAAGCAGCCAUGAGAAAAUGAUAGAUGUAGGCCAUUUAUUAUUUCACUGAUUAUGUUGUUAGCUGAGGUGAGUUUUUCAGUAUAUAAUAUGUGACUGCUAUUUAUUUUGUAUAAAUUGUACCUCAUGAUUUUGUGAGUUGAUCGACUCUUUUUCA